GUCUCUGCGCAAGUCAAAGGCUGAACAAGCCGUUCAUUCAAUCCUCACGCAGUACUUGUCUCGUUGCUGCACCCUGUGUAGUAUCCGUGAUACCUGCAGUUGAUCCUGCGGGCAAUGAAGACGCCUUGCACGCCUUCCCGGACUCUCCUUCGUUUUCUGCGAUCACAGGCCGACUCAGUCUUCACAACCUCCGUCUCAGCGACAAGGCCUCCGCAAUGCCGGUACAUAACGACAUCCUCUGUCCACUUCUCUCGAGUACAGCCAUCCACUCUUGACGAACUCCGCCGUCGCCACAAAGAGCCAUGCAAGGCUCUGCCCGCUCCGAAAUGCGCUCCUCCUAAUCCUCCCCAUACGCGAAACGCCAGCUCUGGUAGUCAAAACCCAGGCUUCUGGUUGCGUUGGCUGAGAAGAAGACAAGCAGCAGCACGCUCCAAAAUCCCUCCAGACCCUCCUGGCGCAGGUGCUGGCCACGAUGAGACAUCUGCUCAGCUUUUCAAUCUUUCCCGUGCCCUAUCUAGGAACCCGGUUGGUGCGGACCUGAAACUACGUUGCACCGAAUUUGAUGCGAAUGGGUCUGUUACGCUUGUGUCUGGCGAGUUCAAAAAGUCGGAGUUGAUCGCCAAAUAUGGUCUACUGCCGCGCGACCUUCGAAAGAUCGAUUCGUCGGUCCUUCCUCAUAUCCUCAUUCGGCCUUCUGCAAUCCUGUUAAACCUUCUACAUCUCCGAGUGCUGAUCCAGUCUGAUCGCGUACUUGUGUUCGAUGCCUACGGAAGCACGGACUCUUACACCCAGUCAUUGUUUAUGUACGACCUGGAGGGAAAGCUAAGACAGAAAGCCGAUCCAAGAAAUGGCUCUACAUAUCUCCCGUAUGAGUUCAGGGCGCUCGAAGCGGUCCUGAUAUCCGUCACGUCCGGUCUCGAGGCCGAGUUCGCCUUGGUUCGAGAGCCAGUAACACACAUUCUCAGUGAGCUAGAGGAGGAUAUUGAUCGAGACAAAUUACGACAUCUACUCAUACACUCCAAAAAGCUUGGUACUUUUGAGCAAAAGGCACGACUUGUCAGGGAUGCCAUCGAUGACCUUCUCGAAGCAGACGACGACCUGGCUGCCAUGUAUUUGACUGAGCGGAAGGCAAUAGGAAAGCCUCGACCCGAAAACGACCAUCAAGAAGUCGAGAUGCUUCUGGAGUCGUAUCACAAGAUAUGCGAUGAAAUAGUGGAAAUCUCCGGCAACUUGAUCAACAACAUCAGAAACACCGAGGAAGUUGUCAAGGCCAUUCUCGACGCAAAUCGCAAUCAGCUCAUGUUGCUGGAACUCAAAUUCAGCGUCGGAACAUUGGGUUUGGCUGGCGGCACCCUCGUAGCUGGUCUAUACGGCAUGAAUCUCAACAACUUCAUCGAUGAAACAAAUUGGGGAUUCACCGGUGUCACGGCCGCUUGCUUCGUCCUGUCUGGCGUCAUAUGCAUGUACGGCAUGCGCAAAUUGCGCAAGGUACAGAAAGUCCGCAUGUGGGGUGAGGGCGUUGACAGUCUGGCACAGCGGGCUCGAGUCGCUAGCAGAGGCAACUGGCGCAGUGAAGCUGUUGAGAGCCAAGCACAACGGAUCGGCCGAUUGAAAGGAGGAGGAGUCAACCUCUCCGGCAAACAGUCUGGACCCGUGCUUUGGCCCGGUAUGGAAGGACUGGGUGUGCACAGGUUGAACGGCGAUCGACCAAUUGACUCCAACAGCGACGCUGAUGCCGCCGGAGACAGCCGCCGGAUGACGAUUGACGACGACGUCGAGAACGUUGAAACGCGAAUGAAAGCCGACGCGCAGAAACCGAAGGCUUUGGUCAAGAAAGACCACCAUCAUCAUCAUCAUUCGCACAAGAAAGGCUGAGAGUCCGCCUGCUGGCCACUUUUCGAACUUCACUCUUGAUGAACCACGUUAUGUCAUCCAUCUCUUCUCCUUGUACAGCGUUCGAGCGGGCAAUUGCAUUGAUGCCAUGAUUGUGGUUUCGGGGCGUUUUACAGAAAUGGAUGUAUUACAUGUUUACAUCCAGACCCUAAAGACAACCUGGUCUGUUUUUACUAGAAGUCUGCCAGAAUAUUGGCAUAUCCGAUAGACGCCGAAUCUCACGAGCAAUGUACUUGCUUAACUGCAUGCACGCUA
Exophiala viscosa is the source of this 2148-nucleotide messenger RNA. RefSeq lists its product as uncharacterized. The record is from RefSeq and is a predicted model, not a curated record. Gene Ontology annotation, cellular component: mitochondrial inner membrane. Gene Ontology annotation, molecular function: magnesium ion transmembrane transporter activity. Gene Ontology annotation, biological process: mitochondrial magnesium ion transmembrane transport. Bases 115 to 1875 code for a protein of 586 amino acids. NCBI's taxonomy places the organism in Eukaryota, Fungi, Ascomycota, Eurotiomycetes, Chaetothyriales, Herpotrichiellaceae. The transcript has 2 exons.